Molecule: messenger RNA, 276 nt
Organism: Macrosiphum euphorbiae (potato aphid)
Lineage: Eukaryota; Metazoa; Arthropoda; Insecta; Hemiptera; Aphididae
Source: the annotation of a GenBank genome assembly
AUGAUAACCAGUUCAACCGUUUAUUUUCAUUAUUGGUUCUCCUAUGAAACCAAAGGAAAUUUUAGUUUUUUUGAUUGUAUAAAAUAUAAAUUUUUUUCUAUUAUAUCAGCAAUUGAUAUUUGUUUUAAGAUUUUUCAUCUUUUUAAUCUUGAAUAUCCACCAGAGGCAUGUAUUGCUUGGCUCUUUAUUCAGAAAUAUUUUUAUUGUUUAAACACUAAAUUUGACAAAAGUCAUCCCAUGCUAGGACGAAUUUUGUUAGAUCUAACUAAGAAAUAG